This is a messenger RNA of Musca domestica (house fly), 2023 nucleotides long. Its product is annotated as cytoplasmic dynein 1 intermediate chain-like. NCBI's taxonomy places the organism in Eukaryota, Metazoa, Arthropoda, Insecta, Diptera, Muscidae. Gene Ontology annotation, biological process: transport along microtubule. Gene Ontology annotation, molecular function: dynein light chain binding; dynein heavy chain binding. Gene Ontology annotation, cellular component: cytoplasmic dynein complex. Bases 74 to 1906 code for a protein of 610 amino acids. The transcript is spliced from 7 exons. The record is from RefSeq and is a predicted model, not a curated record.
AGAUGUUAUUCAGAACAUGACUGGUCGCAAUAUUUGCACAAUUAUUCAAAAGUAAUACAGAAAGCAUUUAAGAAUGUCGGGAAAGAACUUCGAUGAUGUUAUUAAACGAAAAUUGGCAAAAUUGGAGGAGAUACGCCAGGAAAGAAAACAACUGGAGGUCUUAAAAUCUGCACGCGAUGCUGAAAAAGCGAAAGAAAAAUAUAUUAAAAAAAUCAAGUCGUUUGUUGAUUUUGAUAAAAUAUGUGAAGAAACGUUGAGAUUAACACCACAGAUAGAAAACCCCACAGUGUCUAGUUCCAAGAAAAAAGAAAACGAAAAUAUACAAAUUCUCAAGGACAACGUUGAAACGCCUAAAAGAGACAUAUCGGAAAAACUUUCCAAGUUAACAGUAUUCCACACAGAAAUUACGGACAUUCAGCCUCGAGAUAUACUCACAUCUACUAAGUCAACUCAAACUAAAAAUAGCAAUGCUUGUCUCCAACGUUUAGUUAUUAAAAAUAUUGAAGAUAGCCACGAUGAUGACAUAUUAGAGGGAGGAUUCAAAUCAAAAUUACCACCCGGUUGUAUGUCACCAGGUUUGCCAAAGGUUGAAUUUGUGCUGCCAGCCAUAACUCGUUUAGAGAGCAUAAUUGAAGAGCGUAAAGCCGUUACAGAAUUAACAGAAGAAGAAAAGUUAGCAUUUAUUUCCAAUACUAAUUUUCAAAAUGCAUUAAAGCGCAUAGGUAGUGUAGUCGAAAAUGUAGUUGCCAAUAAUAGAGAUAUAACAAAGGACUAUACGAGACCUAACACCAGCAUUGAUGAUGCCGACGAUGUGUCAUGUUCAGGAGUAUUAUUAAAUGUCAUGUUUGAGUGUGAACUUACAACCAAUCGUUGUAUAACCGACAUGGAUUGGUCGCCUUUUGUAGCUGAUCGAAUUGUCGCAUCCUAUCAUUCCAAUGUGAAUGAACCCUUAGCACCAGAGGGUAUGACACUGGUGUGGAAUGCAUCUUUUGGCAAAACAUAUCCGGAAUACAUAAUGCAUUCUUCCAGUGCAGUUAUGUCAAUUUGUUUCGAUAACUUCGAUCCAAACAUUAUUAUUGGUGGAACCUAUUCAGGACAAAUUGUCAUGUGGGAUACACGUUCGCCGAAAUCAAUUCCAAUACAAACAACCAAAUUGAAUAGCGGAGCUCAUGUACAACCCAUUCGAUCUUUAAAUAUUAAUUCUCAUAAUAUUUAUUCAAUUUCAUCUGAUGGUCGUUUCUGUACUUGGAACAUGGAUAUGCUGUCUAAGCCGAUUGAUGUUUUCACAUUAGGAACCAAACAAAAACGUCCCAUUGCAGCAACCUGCAUGACGUUUACAGACAUUGAAUAUAACGACUUCCUUGUGGGUGGUGAAGAUGGAUGUGUGUACAAAGCUAAUCGUUUCGAUGCAAAUGCCGGCAUCAAGGCUAAAUAUGAACAACACGAUUGUCCAAUAAGUGGAAUAUCGAUGUCGCACUCAUCAGCCUCAGAAUUUAAUCACUUGUUUUUAACAUCAUCUAUUGAUUCGACCAUAAAAUUGUGGUCAUUACAUAGUGAAAACCCAUUACAUACCAUUUAUAAUAACUUCGAUUAUGUCAUGGAUAUAUCAUGGUGUCCAACAAAUCCUGCUCUAUUUGGCACUGUAAAUGAAAGUGGUCAUAUUGAUUUAUGGAAUAUAAAUAUGGACUCUGAGGAACCUAUUGUAUCUACUAUUGUAGAUGGUCAACCAGCUCUUAAUCGUUUUUCAUGGAUGCCAAAUGCUAAACAUAUUGCAGUUGGUGAUUUAGAUGGAAGGCUGUAUCUGUAUGAGGCAGACAAUAGAUUAACACAGCCUGUUCACAAUGAAAACUCUGCGCUUAUUGAAACCUUGGAUAUGUUAAGGCAAAAAAGUUUAAUAAGAGACUAGAGUCUCCAAAUGCCAUAUUCUAUUUUACUUUCUUGAGCGCAGUAGGGCGUAUCGAUAAAAUUUAAAUUUAAGAAGCCUCAGAUAUUUUUGGGAGUAUAUUGAGCAUAUACAUUUUUA